Prorocentrum cordatum is the source of this 948-nucleotide messenger RNA. The record is from the annotation of a GenBank genome assembly. Lineage: Eukaryota; Dinophyceae; Prorocentrales; Prorocentraceae.
CUCGAGGGGGCGCCGCGGCCGUCGUUUGUCCAGGCCUGCGCCCGCCAGGUUUGGGCCCGAGGUCGUUUUCACGAAACCACGUUUUGCUGAAGUGAGGUCUGUCCAUCCCCGAAUUCGCGAGUCGCCUGCAGCAUCGCUCGGCGGCGGCGGGGGGCGCCGAGCGGCCAUCGAUGGAGGCGCCUGCCGCAGCUGCUGCAGCUGGAGCGGUCGCCGAGGAGAUCGGCGAGCACGCGCAGCGAGCCGCUCUAAUCUCCGCGUGGUUCGCGACGCCUGGCGCCCGCGCGGCCGACUUCCAAUGCUUCUCCGUGGUCUGGCCGACUGUCCGCUUCGGCGCGUGGCUCGCCCAAGCGGUGGAGGCACGCGGUACGGUGCCGGCGCGCAGGGGAGGAGGUGUAGCGGAAGGUUCUGCGCUGAUGCGUCGCCCCGCGCAGGGCGACGCCGCCUGCCCCGUUUCCCCCCUUCCCUGCCAUGCAGGUCGCCUCGGCGCGCCAGCCGCCGCAUGUUCGCCUGACGGCCGGUUGAGCGACGGCGGGCUUGGAGCACAUCCGGUCGCGUGGCUGAGGCGAGAAAGAGACGCGGGGUGAUCAGGAUGGACCCCGGGAGGGGUGUGGGGACCGAUUCUGAGCGGACCUAGGUCGGGCGGGAGAGCGGCUGUGGAGUCUCAGCGGGCCGUCGUCCGACAACCGGACGCCAGCCUUAGGCCACGGAGGCUCCAGCCUAGAAGUCGCUGUUUCUUCAUGGGCCUUGGCAUCGCUCGGACGUGCGCCUUUUUUCUCAGCGAGGGCCAUCGAGGGGCCUUAGUGGGCCCUGGAAACGACAGGGCUAGGGCGGGGGGGGCCUUGAAAAACUAGCAGGAAGCCUGGCUGGCAGCACCCGGCAACGUCUGCCGCGCCUCGGCGUGCAGGGCGGCACGGCACACUGCAGUGGAUGUGGAGGCCUCUCGCUAGU